AUGGCUUUGGAGCUUCAUGUUUGGGGCCCGGCGUUCGGCCUUGACUCCAUCGACCCUGAGUGUUUAGCUGCCAUUGCUUGCUUCCGCUGUGCGCUCUCGAGCGAGAACUGGACACUGAUCGCCAGCAAUGACGCUUCACUCAGCCCGGAUAACGUGCUGCCUGCCUUGUACCAUAAAGGUACCUGGACAUCAGGAUACGCAAACAUAGUCGGGUACCUAAAGCAACAUGCAGGAGGUGAAACCAAUCUGCUCAUCGACCAUGACCUCACACCGCAGCAAAGGGCAGACCUCGUGGCCUACUCCUCUUACCUUACCGCUCGCGGGUCUGGUCUGCUAGCCUUGUCGCUUUAUGCCUCACCGAAAGCCUGGGUUGAGAUCACGCGCCCCGCCUAUGCAACGGUGCUUCCCUUCCCGCUAACAUGGACGGUACCAACGGCUAUCCGCGCUGCUGCCGUUGAGAAGGCCGAACACCUCGGCAUGGGCUACCUGGCUGCCGAGGUAGAUGCUGAGGAAUCGUCCUCCCAGGGUGCGGCGGAAACCACCUCUACCGGGUUCCUUCGUCUCCGUCAGACCCUAGGCCCGAGCAAGACGUUUCAGCCUGAACAGACGGCUGCCAUCCGCUUCCAGUAUCUAGCAGACGACUUCUACUCGACGCUAGAUCAACUUCGGGGAGAGGGACAAGGGAAAUUCCUUCUUCGAGACGGAGAGCCAACUUCGCUUGACUUCCUGGCAUAUGGCUACCUGUCGUUGAUGCGAGUGCAGACGCCGCACCCGAUCCUGAAGACCGUUCUUGAGAAGAAGUAUGGCCGCUUAGUGGACUUCCUUGGUGCCGUGGACGCAUACAAGACGGGGUACACAUUGCCAUGGCAACAAGCACAACCGAGAGGCGCACUCGGACUGCUGGGCAGCUUUUCUGAUGGCGUCAUGGAAAACGUACCCAGCGUAGGGAACAGUUGGAAGAGAUGGCGUCGAGGCGGUAUCCGGACAGAAGCAGGCGAAGAUGUGAAGGACCUUACGCAAUUGGGUCUCGUUGUUGGCGGAGCGUUCGUGGGACUGGCCGCAUUGGGUGCUACAGCGCUGUUCAGGGGCCUGACGCCCUUUGGCGAGAGCACUCACCGCUUCGAGCCCACCAAAGAAGAUAAACCCAACUUGCAUCAGUUCGGCGAGAUAGGGGCCAUGCUUAACGCACUACCUGUCUGGGAUCCUCCACAGGCGUCUCCGCCUGUAGGAGAUACAGUGUAUCACAAGGGCGAUGUUGAUGUGUCGGUUGACGUUGCGCCUGUGCCUGCGCCAGGGUCGCUACCAGCAUGA
Molecule: messenger RNA, 1311 nt
Organism: Anthostomella pinea
Lineage: Eukaryota; Fungi; Ascomycota; Sordariomycetes; Xylariales; Xylariaceae
Source: the annotation of a GenBank genome assembly